This is a messenger RNA of Penicillium cinerascens, 1056 nucleotides long. Its product is annotated as glycoside hydrolase family 88 protein. Gene Ontology annotation, biological process: polysaccharide catabolic process. Bases 1 to 1056 code for a protein of 351 amino acids. The record is from RefSeq and is a predicted model, not a curated record. NCBI's taxonomy places the organism in Eukaryota, Fungi, Ascomycota, Eurotiomycetes, Eurotiales, Aspergillaceae. Gene Ontology annotation, molecular function: chondroitin hydrolase activity. The transcript has 2 exons.
AUGUCUGCCCGUAAGGACACCCACGAUCUCGGUUUCAUUGUCCAACCUGCCCUGCGGAGAGAUUGGGAACUGUUUGGCAAUAAAAAGAGCUUGGAUGCUCUCAUUACCGCGGCCGAUAGUCUUGCCAGCAGGUACGACGAGCGAGUCCAGGCCAUCCGCAGCUGGGACGGGUUUUCAAACGCGCACCACCACAUCACGAGCAUGGACGAUGAUUUCUUGGUGAUCAUUGACAGUCUCUGCAAUCUUGACCUCCUUUUCUAUGCCGGCAGCUAUACACGGAAUGCCCGCCUUCUUUCAAUCGCCAGCACUCACGCCACUACCCUCCUGACCAGCCAUCUUCGCAAAGAAAAGAUGGUGAACAAUGAGACAUGUUACUCUACCUACCACGGGGUCAAUUUCUCUCCACAAACGGGAAACGUCAAGAGAAAGCUCACUGCACAGGGUUAUUCCGACAGCUCGACCUGGGCGCGAGGCCAAGCGUGGGCGAUUCUAGGCUACGCCCAGACAUUUUCCUGGACUAAGCAGCCCGAAUUCCUGGAUGCCGCGAAAGGCUUAGCCAACUAUUUCAUAUAUCGCUUGGAGUCUGCCCCCAAGAUUGUCGAAGAGGACGGCCGUGGUCGUUACGUUCCGCUAUGGGACUUCGAUGCCCCCAUCACCUACACCACUAUCAAUGGGGCGUCAGCUCCCUUGAGAGACGUCUCUGCCGGAAUGGUUGCUGCAAAUGGAAUGGUCGUUCUGUACGGACAGCUCCUGGGAAUUGGCGAUCAUGACUCUGCUAAGCGGUACUUGGAUUACGCUAUGGCCAUCGCCAAGGAUACCGUUGCACUUGCGUACAACCGCGGAGAAAUGAGGUUGAUUCUCGACGAGGAAAGCUCCAAGAUACGUGCCGAGGCAUGUGGAGGGGUUACUGAGCGUCGCUUUGACGCGAUCUUGGAAAGAUCCACUGCUAAUUUCAACGAGAAUCACGCUGAUCGGGAUUGGGAUCAUGGCUUGGUGUAUGCGGACUAUUACUUUUUGGAACUUGGAAAUCGGUUGCUUAGCUUGGGCCUAGUUUGA